Messenger RNA from Nilaparvata lugens (brown planthopper), 6010 nucleotides. RefSeq lists its product as uncharacterized. The transcript has 3 exons. Gene Ontology annotation, biological process: regulation of transcription by RNA polymerase II. The record is from RefSeq and is a predicted model, not a curated record. NCBI's taxonomy places the organism in Eukaryota, Metazoa, Arthropoda, Insecta, Hemiptera, Delphacidae. The coding region runs from base 372 to 3758 and encodes 1128 amino acids. Gene Ontology annotation, molecular function: sequence-specific DNA binding; DNA-binding transcription factor activity, RNA polymerase II-specific. Gene Ontology annotation, cellular component: nucleus.
UAACACCAGCACCACCCAACAACAUAAGACAAAAGACAUCAACCAUGGAAAAUUGGCAAUUUCCUACAAGGCUGGAAGCUAAUUGGCUUAGUACCCAAUUGAAAGAUAUGGUAUCUUAAUAUUCGAACUCGACUUAUCUAACUUUUUAUUUCAUUCUCUGGUCUCGGAUGAGAAGAAAGUGAAAUCAAAUCAAGUCAAGGUUCUAGAUUGUUUGGAUUCUGACAGCCGAUGCAGAUGGUUGGUCAUCUGUUUCUUUGGUCAUCUUGGAUGGGUUGCCUUUUCGAGCUCUCCUCUAACUGACUGUAGUCUGGGGCUACCACUCAUUUCAACUGUCUGGAUACCUUAUAUAGCUUCAUCUUUUCAACAGAAAAAUGGCGUCGGCUGUGCUACCUUCGCCCUCAGCUUCAUCAAAGAAGGCGGGGAGGCCGAAGAAGAACAAUAUUCUAACGCAUAUGGAAUGUUAUGAAGAAGAAUUGAGUCCUGCUCAACUAUCCGCUUAUUCAACCAGAGAAAAAGAGUAUCGUAAUUUUUUGUCACUUUUUGAAAAUGAAAAGAAACAUGCUGUGCUUUUGGAGAAAAACGACUCUGCUAUGAUAUGGGAUUUGAGCAGUAACAUGCCUAGGAAAGCGGUUAUGACCGGUGCAGGUGUGUUGAAGACAGUGCAACCGGUAGGGCGGCCUGCCAAUUCCUACCAGCUGAUGAUGAAGCCUCAUGUCGGCCUGGUGGUCAGUCCUGUCAACAAGCCACCACAAACACCAAUGCCAGGGCCAGUGCCAGUGCACCUCACCUCUCAACUUGCCAAGACUCCUCCAAUACAACAACGCAAGUUGCCCAUUGUUGUACGUGCAACUACACCCAUAGCAAAUGUGACGGUCAACAGGCAAAUGGCGAAUAGGCCCAACACCAUCAGAGCCCCGGCGCCGAUGUCAGCCACCACAGUACGGGUCAAUCAGCCAAUCAAGCCGGCAACAAUCAAACCAACAGCACCCAAACCAGCACCACCCAAACCAGUAGCACCCAAACCGGCACCUGCUUCUUCUGCUGGCCAAGUUGACAAAUUCUCAAACAAGACCCCUAUUGCUCCUGAUUCAAGAGAAGUCCAGUUCAGUAAGCUAAUUGGAAAAACAUAUCCAUCUCUAGUAGUGGUAGCAAGACCGCAGAUGAAACAAAAAGAACUGACACCCCAAAUCAUCCAACAGGAAAACACAAGUCUAGAUGCUAAAGUAAAAUCUGUUUUGAUGUACACUCCAUCAAAAUUCACAGAAUGGCUGAUUCAACAAGGACUUGUACGUAGUGAACAGUUUUGUAAUGAACAUGUUAAUCCCGAUUUUACUCCAGUCAAACUGAAACUAGGCAUGUACUCAGAUGCGACAAAAUUCCCAUUCAGUGGUGGCUAUGUCUGGAUCAGUGACUGCUGUCCAGAGCGGAAUGUUUCUGUUUUUAAAUCAUCCAUUUUUGAAUCUUCUUCUCACCCGCCAAACAUUCUACUUAAACUUAUGUAUCAUUGGUCAUGCCAAACAGUCGUACAGAACAUUCUCUCAUGGGUCAAAGUUGAUAGCCUCUUCGUUAAGAACUUUUUCACAAAUUUGAGAGCUGUGUGCACUGCAGCUGUUCAUGAGAAAUGUCAAAUGCUCGGUGGCCCCAAAAAGGUAGUUGAAGUUGGUAUCAUAAGUCUAGGAACAACUACAACUGAUGGAGCCUCAAGACAAGUCAAGGUUGAAGUUCUUGGUGUACUUGAGCAAGGCAGCAAAUCUUUACGAUUGAUAGCCGUCGAGCCUCUCCCAGAUAGUGAAAAGGAUUACAAAACAAGAUUUACGAAAAUUCUUCAGCCUCUGCCGUUGUUUGUUGACAAAGAAAGCAUAGUUGUAACUGAUUACACUGUAGAUAAAUUAGCAUUGCAUAGUAUGGGAUUUAAGAGCGUUGUACAAAACUCUUCCAAUGAGACCAACCCUGCAAACUUAUCCAACGCAUAUAUAAUGACGUAUUUGAGAAGAGUUGUGCCUCGAAUGUACCAGAACACAUUGUCGCUACUUUCAAGGCCAAUAAUGCAGCAAUUUCUCGAUGAACUGGUUUGGCGAGAGAGAUGGGGCUAUUUGCCUAACAAAGCUUUUGCCAAUAUUAUAGUACACUUAUCUGAGCAAACAAGGCUUGAUUCAGGUCACAACAUUCUCACUGCACUUCAGAAUAUCUCUGCAUAUCCUUUUAAGAAUUGGUCGUAUUCCAUGUGGAAAAUCAAUUGUACCACUGAUGGCUCUAUUGAUGAAAAGCCCAAGCUUCUACAAUCUGUUGUUCAAGAAUCGGCAGGUAAACGCCCUAUUCGUAAAAGAACAGCAGCAGAAGCUGACCUGUCAACGCCAGCCAUCAAGAUCCCUCCUCAGCCAUCUUCAAACGCUUCAGAAAUGGUUAAUCUUGAAUCAUACUAUUGUGGAACGAUACCAGGUGAUGGAGAUCUCAUCAAACAGGAGAAGAAAGGUCCAUUAAAUAUGAAAUGUUGUGCUUGUCGUUUGGUAUUUGAAACAAACAUUGAACUGAUGACUCAUCUCAUUGGACAUGCCAUGAGUGAAGAAAAAUAUGUAUCCAAUCAGCCGCAAUGUCGCUACUGUCUCAAGUAUUUCAAUUCAGAACUUCUGCUUCAAAGUCAUCUCGACGAAGCGUAUGCAAAAACUGGAACUACUUUGAUGUGCACAAUUUGUGAAGAGAAGUUCAGAGAUAGAACUACAUUGAUACUGCACAUGCACAGAAACCACUAUCACCUGGAACUGCCCUACGAGUGUGGCAUCUGCGGCUUCCGCUCAUCGCAGCACACCGCGGCUGUUGACCACUUCUAUCAGGUGCAUUCCAACAGCGAGAAGGUCCAGUGUCCCUACUGUUUGAAAAUUGUCGCUUUCGCCAACAACGGUCGCAAAAUCUCUCAAAACUUGUACUUUUUCCUCAAUCAUAUUCAAAAGCAUAAAAGAAAGACUUUGGCGAGGAAGUGUAAUAAGUGUGCCCUGUGGUUUGUGCAUAAGGGUGUGUUGCGUGAACACCAGCAAAAAGACCACCUUUCAUUCAAAGACUCACCAGAUAUACAGCCCUUCAAAUCGGAUGCGUUGGAUGCUAUUAUGAUGCCAAGGCCUGUCUCGGAUAGUCCUAUUCUAGUCAAGUCACAGCUGCAGAAAACAAAAGAAACGCUCUACGAUAACAAUUGUUCGGUGAACAAGUUCACAAACAUUGAGAUAACGGGAGCUCUAGAUGGCUCAAAGUGUUGCGAGUGUGAAGGAGACUUUCUGGCCGACAGCCACUUUGACGGAUACUACUCGUGCAUGAGAUGCCCGUACCGCACCUGUUGCAGCAAGGCCAUGAUGGAGCACACGACCACCUUCCAUAGUCAUGUGUCGGCUAGGGAGCGCGGCAAUCUGGGCGUCCAGGUGAUUCUGGACAAGGAGCUGCACUGUGUGUGUGGCUACAAGAGCAGCAACGGCAACCAGCUGGCCAAGCACCUGGUCGACUGUGGUCGCAAGUCGGCCUAUCCGUCGACCACGCUCCAGUCGCAGUCGGCCAGCUUUCCGCCGCUCGUCAACCUCGACGACCACGACCAUGAGGGAGAUGCCAACGACAAGUGGCUGCAGGCCUUCGUCAGCCGCAAGGAUUCGUCGGAACCCGCUAGAAACAAUGAUAGGAUUGAUGACAACCGUCCGCGCAGUAUGCUCGAUGUUCUGGGGCUGGUGCGCAAACCGUCCACUGAGGAGACCUCGUCUGAAAAAAGUGCCUCCAGCUAAUCUAUCAAUCUUUCGCAUCUACAAGUGAUUUUCUCGUGUUGAAUCGACAUACUAUGAACUGAAAAUGUCAUUUAAACUAUUCUAAUUGAUAAAUUCUCUUUUAAAAAGAAUAGAAGUGAAAUCCUAAUUUAAUAUUACAAAAAAUACUUGACUUCGUCGAAAUAGAAUUUUUAAAUUUUCAACACCUAUUGUUGGUAUUUUUACAGGGCUACUUAAUUUGUUAGAUGUAAAAUAAUACCAUAGUACCCUUUUAAAAACUUGAUAGAAUGUGUUUUGCUGAUUGGAGGCUCUGGCGUUGAUGCAAACCAAAUUCAAAAUUACUUUUUACUGGCUUUCCAUAUCAGGCCUACAUCAUGGCGGUUGGAAGGUAUUUACAGUGUCGUCUCCGAAAGGACUCUCCACCAAUACAAGCCAUACGAACAGUAUUAUAUUAUAAGUUCAUGGUUCAUGCACUCAAAUGUCAGUAUGGAUUAUCUAUCAUUCUAAACACUUAACAAAAAUCUUUCUUUGAUAUUAUUACUUUUAAAACAACACAUCUAUUAAUCUCUUAUUCUCAACUUUGAGUGUAUGUUUGACUUUUUUUCCAACUUGAAUCAUCUUCAAUGUAAAAUUUAUGAAGAAGAUAUUAUAAUGAUGGAAAUUUCGUUACAUAAUCUUUUAAAAUAAUAACUGUCAUAAAGUGCAAAUAGAUUAGUUUUAUAAGAUUAAUAGUAAAAAAUGUCUAAUAUUUUCAAUCCGUUACAAACUGAGAUGUAUUUUUUAGUAUUAAUUGUAUUGACAACUUGAAAAGUUUAAUCAUUGAAAAAAAUAUUUUGCUCACUGACGACUAAAGUAGGCCUAUGCUCUUAACGCUGGUCGGUGCACUUUUUUAUUUCAAAUAAGAUAAUCUUUUUCAAUAUAAUUGCUAAGAUCACUAUAAGAGUGAGAAAAAGCGGCAACUGAUAUUUUUAAGCGGUCUAAUAAGCGAGUUAUGGGGUGUUGAAAUGCUAACUUUCCAGUUUCCGUUUUCUUUUCAGAUCAUAAACAGUUUUGAUUAUAUUAUUAGAACAUCUCUUAAAAAUUCAAAAAAUUUAUCUUUCCAAACUAAAACAUUUUAUUCCCCAUAUCGUUCAUAAAUAAAAAAGUAACAUUUUUUGUAAAUUCGAUACUUGUUUAUUGUGGCAUAAAUCGCGAAAAACGCAUAUUAUUAGAGCAAAGCCAAUUUAUUAAAAAACUCCAAUGGAAAAUUCGAAACCGUUAACCGUUUAUGAUCUGGAAAGAAAACGGAGUUAGCACUUUCAACAACCCAUAACUCGCUUAUUAGACCACUUGAAAAUUUCAGUUGCCACUUUUUCUCACUCUUAUAAUGAUAUUAACAAUUAUAUUGAAAAAGAUUAUCCAAUUUAAAUAAAAAAAGUGUACCGAACAGCCUCAAAUCGCUCGGGAUUCAUUAUCUACAAUAUUUUUUGUUCCAUUGACUAUGUUGACUAGAGCAUGCAGUCCGUGAGUAAAGGUUUUAUAUUUUAAAAAAUAUGUAGACAAAUAAGUUGUGGAUAUAGUAUAAAAUAUUUUCAAAUUUCACAUAGAGUAUAACCAUUUCAAAUUUGUGAGAAUGUUGAUCCAUUUGUGACUUAUGAUAGCUUUUAUUGAAAUAUGAAAUUUGGAAAUUUGUAUCUUCUUAGAUACAAAUUUUAUUUGAUCUGCUUCUAAAAUACUGUGGUGUUACUGCAUGGAGUAAAUUUUAUGCGAGACACUGUAUAAAACUUGAUUCUUGCAAACGACAUGAAAUAGAAUCAGUUACCUUUGAGUAAUAUAUAAUAUAUUUUAUAUAUUAUUAUUAUUAUAAUAUCGGGGGACCGAGCUUUGCUCUGGAGUGUAAAAGCAUAGAAAAUUUGUAACGAAAGAUUGAAUUUAUAGUUUAUAUUUUAUUUAUUCAUUUACUUAGUCGUACAAUUAUUUAUAGUUUUAUGAGGAGGCACAACAAGCUUAUGCCCAAAACUGUCCUUUUUCAAAUUUAUACUACAGUCCAAAUCAAAAUCUAGGUUAAGCUACUAUCACUCAUCAAAAUAACAAUUUAUUCACACCUAAAAAAACUAACACAUUAUCAAUUACAAAUAGAAAUACUAUGAAUUCGAUUUAGAAUGAUAUGUGUUUGCUACAAUAUUUGUUAAUAUACUAAAUGCUUUAGUUACUAAUGCAUCUAAUUACUAUUUUGGACUUUCUGAAGUAAACAUGUUGUCUAAAAAAAGAGAAAUAAACAAAAAUAAGUUACU